CCCGCUGGGAGCCUGGCUCUCUUUCCUGCCCCCUGCACUCGAGACCCAGAGGAGCCUCGGGAAAGGCUGCAGCCCUCAUGGACCACAAGCGGGGUGCAGGCUAGCAGCGUCGGGGUCCGCGGCCACGCGCUCUCCAAAGGACCUCCCGAGACUGAGCGCGGGCUGAGAGUGCGGCCGGAAGAAGCGGCGGGUGGCUCCGGCGAAGGUCCGAGCUUGCAAGGUAGGGAGUAGGCAGAUGGCCAGGCAAAGUUGAUCAGUGCGGGAGGUGGCUGGCCUGCGCCUUCUCGCCGCUGGGAACCGCCGAGCGACUUGGACUCGACCCCGCCGCGCUGCGCCGCGCCCCGGGCGCGCAGUGCAGCGCUGAUCUGCUGCUGCCCCGCGCGGGAGCGCACUUGCAAACUUGGUGGAGGUGCCCUGCGCGUCCUGUUGUGUAACCUCCGCGCUGCCAGCUGGACCGGGAAGUUGCCUGCCCGUCCUUCAGCUUGGUUCAGUCGCAACCUCGGGGCCAAUUUCAUGGCCCGCGACGAACGCGCGGCUAGAGCCGGCGUGGGCGAGCCCCCGCGCGCCCCGACCCGUGGGGAACUCCCGCGCGCUGUCCCUUCCCCUCGCCCGCGCCUCCGAUGCGCGCUGAGCCCCUCGCCGCUGCUGCCCGCUCUCUGCGGUCUGCCCCUCCGAGUUGCUGCCUGAGUUGGAGAGCAGAGGAUGACCGAGGUCCCUUGGUCGGCUGUCCCCAACGGGACGGACACAGCCUUCCUGGCUGGCCUGGGCUCGCCUUGGGGAAACAGUACAGUAGCUUCCACGGCAGCAGUUGCCUCUUCAUUCAGAUGUGCCCUGACCAAGACCGGCUUCCAAUUCUACUACCUGCCGGUGGUUUACAUCGUGGUGUUCAUCAUAGGCUUCCUGGGCAACAGCGUGGCUAUCUGGAUGUUCGUUUUCCACAUGAAACCUUGGAGCGGCAUCUCCGUGUACAUGUUCAACUUGGCUCUGGCUGACUUUUUGUACGUGCUCACCCUGCCAGCUCUCAUCUUUUACUACUUCAACAAGACUGACUGGAUCUUCGGGGAUGCUAUGUGCAAGCUGCAGAGAUUCAUCUUCCAUGUAAACCUCUAUGGCAGCAUCUUGUUCCUCACCUGCAUCAGCGCACACAGGUACAGCGGCGUGGUGUACCCGCUCAAAUCGCUGGGCAGGCUCAAGAAGAAGAAUGCCAUUUAUGUCAGCGUGCUGGUGUGGCUCAUUGUGGUGGUGGCUAUCUCCCCCAUUCUCUUCUACUCUGGCACUGGGAUGCGGAAAAACAAAACCAUCACCUGCUACGACACCACCGCCGACGAGUACCUGCGCAGUUAUUUCAUCUACAGCAUGUGUACAACUGUGGCCAUGUUCUGCAUCCCCUUGGUGCUGAUCUUGGGCUGCUAUGGAUUAAUUGUUAGAGCUCUGAUUUACAAAGACCUGGACAACUCUCCUCUCAGGAGGAAAUCCAUUUACCUGGUAAUAAUUGUCCUGACGGUGUUUGCUGUGUCUUACAUCCCUUUCCACGUGAUGAAAACGAUGAAUCUGCGGGCACGGCUGGAUUUCCAGACCCCCGAAAUGUGUGCGUUCAAUGACAGGGUUUAUGCCACCUACCAGGUGACACGAGGUCUGGCAAGUCUCAACAGCUGUGUGGAUCCCAUUCUUUAUUUCUUGGCUGGAGACACUUUCAGAAGGAGAUUGUCCCGAGCCACCCGGAAAGCUUCCAGGAGAAGUGAGGCCAAUUUACAAUCCAAGAGUGAAGAAAUGACUCUCAAUAUCUUAUCCGAGUUCAAGCAGAAUGGAGACACCAGCUUGUGAAGGCACCAGACCCAAACACCUCACUUUUGUAACAUGGUAGGAUGCUCACAGAACCAACUACCUUUUCUUUUCCUUAAGUUCCUAGUACUCCAGAUCAGACAGUAGUGAGUUGAGAAAAAAAAAAAAAAAAGGAAACAUCGGUUUAUUGCACGUUCACGUUUCUCUUCCUUUCCUGUAAGCUCCUUUCUUACUCACUAGGAGUCUGUGUAAUCGAGCAGUGCCACCUAGAUAAACACGCCCUCUUCUCCCUUUGAAACUCACAGGCGCGGCUAUUAUUUAAGUGUGUGCAUGUGUUAGCAGGGCACUUUUGAUAUUAAAAGUUUCUCCCGGAAAACUGGCCGCCUGGAAUUGGAGUUUGUGAUUUGUCUGUCCAGCCUCCGUUGCUGUGUGUAUCUCACGGUGAAAACGAACUAAAGUCUAUACUUUCAAAAACUGCUUGGCCUAGGCUAAUGCAAUACCGGUCAGUCCAUUCAGUAAUGAGCAGCUGCCUGCGCUCCGUGUCCUUCAGUUCCUCGGAAGCAUAGAUGGUGGCUGACAGUGUCUUUGGGGAUUUGAAAAGGAAAAUAAAAUCAGUGGACUUUUAUGUGUGGAAAAUGAGUUUUUCCAGUCAUUUCUGGAAGACUGAUUCCUGCACAUUGCCUGUUUAAUGUUUGGUGGUGGGAGGAUGCAGAUAUUCUAUUAUUGGCAAAAUACAUUCAAAAUAAUUGAAGUGCAUGUGUUUUUCUUAUAAAUAUUGUGGACUGUUAGGCUUCCUAGGAUAAAAAAAAAGCCCUCACUUGCUCCACUGCUGUGCAGUGUCUUUGGACUUUGUGUUCCAAGAGAAGUACUCACCCACAUCUGUGAAAACAAUUUUGAGAAAUCACAGUUAAAUUUCAGACUAAAGGUUGGUUGGCUGAAGAAGCAGAAUGUUAGCUUAAGGGCUAUAGGGCAGGGCUGUUAGUGUUUCAGAGGACUGUGGGUGACAGACAUUCCCAAUGCAGCUGGGGGUGGGGAGAAGAGUUCUAGAAGAAGGACUCAAAACCAAAAUAAUAAUGAGAAAGGUUCUUUCUGAUUCCUCAGAGUUCUUGAAAACAUGAAAUGCCUACUGAAACGUGAAUGUAAGGAAGUCAUAGGUGUGCCAAGAGCAUGGAAAGCUGUAAUCUUUUAACAAAUUGUAAUCUUUUAAUGGCUCUUGAAAUAAAACAUUUGCAGAGAGAAAAUGAAGGAAAUUAACUUGUAAGUAACCGAGGCACCAUAAAACUGAGAAGAAGGCAAUUGAAAGUAUACAUCAAGCCCUUUGUAGUUAGGGCAUAGCCAGUGUUUUCUGCUCUUGUCUGCUGAGCAGCAGUGAAAUAUUUGUAAAAGGGUAUUGAAAUUUAAAAAGAAUUUUCAAUGGGUAAUGGAUUGCUACACUUGUAGUCCUUGAUAUCAUCAAACUUAAUGUAAUUAACAUAAUGAGGAAACAGUCACAAAUACAUAACCUGCUGUCUGAGAACUUCAGCUGUGGAAGCUAGUCUUUACCAGCUCUCUUCUGAGGUUAUAAAUGACGCUAGAAAAUGCUUUUAAAGACCUUCUUAAGACAAAAAAAAGAACCUUUGUGGCCCAGUAGGAUAUAAUGACAUAAAAUUCAGGGCUGGAUGUCAGUUUUAGACACACAAGUGACCGGAGAUCUGAAAGCUCUUUGGAGUGCUUCCAUUUGCCAAGUCUCAUGUUACUCAGGUCCGUGAAGAAGAGCUGCAUUCAGCCUUCCUAUCUCUCAGUGGCUCUCUUACACAUUCAGUCUUGCCAUAAAAGCCAACCGAAGAAGACACUUUAGGUGUCUCCCACUUUUGAGGUUUGCAGAGUUCCCAAGGGUUAAGAUUCGUGCAGCAUUUUCUGUUUCAAAGUCCUAUAGACAAAAAUCUAAAAUACAGCCUCAGUAUGUUGACACUUCAAAAAAUGUUCAGUGGCUCAAAAGUAAUUUUGUUAAACUUAUCCAAAUGGAAAUUUCAGAAGCACACAGCUCAGUGAUCCAUAUGUCUCCAUUAUUUCCUCAUUGUUUAAUACAGUUUUCUGUGUUUGAAUCUCAUGAUGCCAGCCUGAUCUUGGAUGUAUAUUAAAUGCACUGUUUCAACUUUCAUAAACCGUUCUUUGGGAAUGUGUUUUGGUGAGGGGACCAAGGUCCUUUACACUUUGCUGUGUUCCUCAUUCUGGGGAUUUGCCCCAGGGCCUAAUGGAUACUAGGCAAGAGUCCAGCCACUAAAAUACAGCCCCAGCCUCACCUUCUUUCUUCGCUGCUUCAUCAUUUAAUAUAAUAACACUGACUGUGCCAAAUUCUUCCAGGUCAAGAGAAGUCCCUGAAAUGACCUGUGUGUGCACAGGUCAGGAAGAAGCCACACGUUAUUAGCCAAAAGACCAAUUUUUGCCACCUGAUAUGAGUAAGCAUGUUCAUAGUAAAGACAGAUCUGUCGACACUUGGGUGAAUGGCACCAAAAAUUGUACGGUUCAGCAAAGUCACUAAGUUUCACACUGCUAAAGUGUUUCCAAGUUCAAGGGUUUGUGAUUGUUGUCGGUUUUGUUGUUGUGCCUUACAAAUUGCUCUUCGACUCUUUGAAGGUUGCUUUGAACUUAUAUUGCACUAACAUGGUAAAUUAAGAAGAAAGAGCACACAGAGAAAAUUCAAAAUUAAAACCACGAUGUGGCUACUGAGAAUUUGCUGGAAUCUUGACACUUGAAUCCCAUUUUGCAUGAGCAGCAAAGGUGGCAGGGCAUUCAUUUGUCGGCACCAUGGGUGCUGCGGUGAAUCUUGAAAAGCAGACAAUGCGAACUGUUUGGAAUCUGUUUCUGUGCUUCCUAGGACUUUCCCUCUAGUCCUUGGAUAAAAUUCUUUGUGUUCACCGACUGUUGUAUGGACAGGUUGAAACCUGAAGAUCUCUACUUACUUAACCAGGACACUACACCACCUUUUGAUAUGACAGAUACCAGUACUUAGCAAGAGCUAGAAUUCAAUUAGUAACAGAACUUAGAAGAUAUGGUACUAGUAAGUAUGUAUCAAAGAUUUUGUUUUGCCAAUUGAAUGUAAAUUACUAUAAUAGUAUUUAUUGAUGAAGCUCGUGGGCCUUCAGCUGUACAGACUGUAAAACUUCUUUGAAGGUACAAUAUACUGAUGUAAAUUCUAUUUAUUGCAAUGUAUAAUAUUCAAAUGUCACACUGGCAUAUUUUAUGAUAAUAUAUAAUGCUAGAUAAAAUGGCAAUUAUAUGUAAGACUUUUUCAGAUGUUAGUAUUGAACAUUUAAGACUAGUUUGUAUUUAAAUCUAAAAAAAAAAUCUGUUUUAUUAUGUGUUUAAUUUUCCCUGGAUUUGGAUUUGCAUGCCUUCCUUUCAUUUAGGAUUCUUGUUCUACAGACACAACUUGGUGUUAGACUAUCAUAAGAUUCAUAACGAGUGUAGGAUAUUUUAGACAGGUUUUGUAUUGUGUACUAUAUAUAUAUAUAUAUAUAUAUAUAUAUAUUUGUAUUAUAGAAAGUUUGUGUUGUCUUUUCAGAAUGUUUAGAAUAUGGCCUAAAUAUUUCCACUGCCACAGGCUAAAUAAGGCUUGUCUCCUGUUCAGAAUGGAUGAUUUAGAAGUCUAGUGGGCAUUAUAGACAUAAUGUAAGAAUUUAAACACACAUUUAGUGAAACAGCAAGAGAAAAGUGCGGCUGAUAGUCUUGCUAGCUCUUGAAGCUUUGGAUUGUACUUUUUCUUAAGGCAACUCAGUACAAUCUUAACAUCUUUAAGGUAGGGUUUUUACCGAACACUACCAACAAGUUCGGCAUUGCAAUUGGCUUUAAUCCGUUUUCUUCAGGCACUCUGGCAACUUCAGUGCCAACAUUUUUAGUGAUAACUGUAUCAUUUGGCUGCUAAAUUCUGUCAACUUUUUUUUUUAAUGAAGGUGAACUUAUGUUACAGAUCAAAAUUUGUGCAUUUGAGUUAUAUGUUGUUUUAGCGAUUUUGCAAGAAAAUUUUAUUUUUAUAAUAUCUGUGAUGUUCAUGUAAAUGAUGGAAGCGGAUUUCUUUGCAGUUAGCAGUGCCAUGGAGUGGUAUCAAACAGUGUUAUUUGACGCUUUGAGCCUUCUCAGGUUUGUCGGCAUCAGUGAUAGCUUGACAAAGUUUGGAUUGAUUACAUAUAACUGUCUUUGUAAUAAAAAAGAGGUAUACUUCCCGUAAAAGCACAUUAUUGUUUGACUGUAGCAAGCUGCAGAAUCUCCUGUGUUUCUGUGCUUGCAUGCAUAUGUGUGUGCGCGUCGUGUGUGCGUGUGUCUGUAUGUGUGCGUGCGUGUGCGUGUGUCUGUGUGUGUGUGUGUGUGGUGUGUCCAAGGCAUGGCAGCCAACCUUGUAUCUGCUAUUUAUAAUAACAACAGAACUUUAUAAUUGAGGUCAUCAGAAUUACACUUAUCAUAGACAAUUCAAACUGAGAAAUUCAAUAAAACCAUGAAACAUGGUGACAAUGUCUGUGUUCUUACACUACUCUUGCUCAGCAGUCUCCUCAUAUUUAACACAUUAUAAUACACAGAGCGGAAAAUACUACAGGACAUGUCUUAAUUAAGUAAUUUUUUUUAAGAUGACAAGUGGGCCAUAAGAUUUUAAGAUAAAAGAAGAAUCCUUGUGUCAUUUAAUCCCUAAGAUUAUUAUUAUUUGAUGUCUGAAAGAGGAUAUAAUCUGCUGGGAGUUUGUGAAGGUAGGGUUUCUCUGUGUAGCCCUAGCUAUCUUGGAACUUGCUUCAUAGACCAGGCUGGCCUCGAACUCACAGAGAUCUGCCUGCUUCUGCCUAUCCAUAGAAGUAAUUAUACUAACCAUCUUUAUUAGGUUCCGUUUUUUAGCUUACAUUGUCUUUGUCUCCCAGGUGUAAGAUUCUCUCUCUCUCUCUCUCUCUCUCUCUCUCUCUCUCUCUCUCUCUCUCUCCAUAUACAUAUAUGUGUGUGUGAUAUACGUAUAUGUGUAUAUAUGUGUAUAUAUAUAAUCUAAACAUGUUUAAGCCAUACAUUUUAAUUAAAAUCAUCUCAGUAGAGGAGGUGAAUGUGCAAUGCUCUGGUACUGUGUUUUCUGGCAUCUUCAGAACUGUCCUGCAAGAAAUUCCUGUGCAGAACAUGCAAAUCUCUGCCUGCCCUUAAGAAACUGGUAAAUCCUUAGGAAGGGUCUUCAUUAGAUGCACUGGGCAGAUUGCACUGUUUGUGACAUCAACGUUGGUAAAGUGUGUGUGUGUGUGUGUGUGUGUGUUGUUGCAUAUUAGAGUGUAUAUGCUCAUUGGAGUAUGUAUUGGGAUGUAUGUGUGUUAGACUGUGUAUGUGUGUAUGUUGGCAUGUGUGAAUGUAUAUGUGUGCCACAGUGUGUACUGGAGUGUGUCUAAUUCAUACUCGGGAAUAAUGCAUAUAAUUAUCUUUAUAUUUUAAGACUUUGUCCUAAAGUUUUAACAACUUUGACUUUGUACAUCACCUUAAGUAUUACAGUACAUUUUUUUCUGCAAAUAAAGGUGCAUAUUUUUUCUCUUCCUUCUGUCAAUGGCUUAGAAAAUUUAAAUACUCUUUUUAGGAAAUUUAGAAUUCUGCUCCCAAAUAUGGUCAGAGCUUCCAUCUCCAGACGUAAAACCUGCUGCUGUAUUAGGAGUUCAUCUGUUAGGGUCCAGAGCUCCGACAGCACAAGCUCUGUGCACACAGCAGAUGCCACUUGAAAUCUGUGUUCAUGUUUUCUCUGUGCUUGUUAACCCUGCGAAGUCGCAGUGCUCUGGGCUCGUCCCGGGGUCUUCCCUGGGCAGUCAGCAUGGCUGCUGGGACUGAUGGGCAAUCCAAACCAGCAGCUGUGGAUAUAUCAGGCCCCUGAACUGAGCAUCUGGCUGGACCACAGUGACCCAGGAACAGAGCUGGGAAUGGGGUAGGGAUAUGGAGGCAAGUGGUCUGUCUUUCACACAGAAUAGGAAAAACAUCCUCACUACUUCUUUUUGGAUUGCUUGUUGGUUAGAAAUGACCAGUGUGAAAACGGCAAAUCCUCCAAGAUUGGCUAAGACAGAGACCUUGAAGAUGACCCAGCAAAUUCUGUCACUUUGGUUUACAGGUGAGAGUAAAAUUUCUGUUCAAAGGCAGGGAGAGGAAAAGAACACACUAAUUAAGGUUAUGAGGGACUUACUUCAACAAAGGAAAUAGAAUAGAGAAUAAUGUUAAUCAGAAUCAGUAAAUGAUUUCAGUGUGUGUGUGUGUGUGUGUGUGUGUGUGUGUGCGCAUGUGUAUGUAUGCAUGUGUGUGUGCAUGUGUACAUUUACUUGUGUCCUAGGUUUUGCUAGAGAUUUUAUUUUACUACUUUUGUUGUAGACAUGAUCAAAAAUCGUAAAUUGUCCAUUACUUUAGUAAAAAGUGGCAUGAAUAUCUAAAGAAACAGGAUGAGACAUUUGUUUCUCAAAACUAUUUUUAAAUAAAUGCAAAGGUAUUUGUUUAACUUUA
Molecule: messenger RNA, 8253 nt
Organism: Arvicola amphibius (Eurasian water vole)
Lineage: Eukaryota; Metazoa; Chordata; Mammalia; Rodentia; Cricetidae
Gene: P2ry1
Product: purinergic receptor P2Y1
Exons: 1
Coding region: 703-1824 (373 amino acids)
Biological process (GO): relaxation of muscle; platelet activation; phospholipase C-activating G protein-coupled receptor signaling pathway
Cellular component (GO): plasma membrane
Molecular function (GO): ATP binding; G protein-coupled ATP receptor activity; A1 adenosine receptor binding
Source: RefSeq, a predicted model, not a curated record